GUGGCCAGUGCGUGUGUGGGAGAGUGCAGCGCACACAGUGGCGAGUGAAUGCAGUGAGGCUGUAGCGCACUGUAGUCCCCUGUCACUAGUUGCAGGCUCAGUAGUAGCAGCAGCUGCUCACUAGGAGGAUGGUGUGAGUGCAGCAGCCUCUCUCCCUCUCUCUCUCCUCCUCUGUCUGUCUCCCUCCCUCUCUCCCCGGCCCACUGUGCCGGAUGGUGUGCGGGGCUCCCCGGGCAGGGGAUGUGAUCUGCCCGGGCACAGGAACACAGCGGCCGGCGCGAUGAUCAGGAUCUUCCCGGACUUCAGCGUGCAGGUGACGGCGGCUCCGGGGGCUCCUCCCGAACCCGGGGCGGCCAGGAGCGCUGGAGCCAACGGGAGCCACCAGCAUAAUGUGCCCGGGGUCAGCUCCUACCAACAGCGGGGAGCCUCCAGACCUAUCAGCGCAUGUCCCGCCCCCUGUCCUCCAGACCUCAACCUAAGUUUACAAGCCCUGCGGAAAGAGAAGUCGAGGGACGCGGCUCGUUCUCGGCGGGGGAAGGAGAACUUUGAGUUUUACGAGCUGGCCAAACUUCUCCCGCUCCCUGCAGCCAUCACCAGUCAACUUGACAAGGCAUCCAUCAUCCGGCUGACCAUCAGCUACCUGAAGAUGAGAGACUUUGCCGGCCAGGGAGACCCGCCCUGGAACCUACGUAUAGAAGGUCCUCCACCAAACACCUCUGUUAAAGUUAUAGGGUCCCAGCGGCGGAGGAGUCCCAGCUCCGUGGCGAUGGAUAUUUUCGAAUCUCAUAUGGGGAGCCACAUUCUCCAGUCUCUGGACGGAUUUGUAUUUGCACUAAACCAAGAAGGAAAAUUUUUGUACAUUUCGGAGACUGUGUCCAUCUACCUUGGCUUGUCUCAGGUGGAACUGACGGGAAGCAGUAUGUUUGACUAUGUGCACCCAGGGGACCACGUGGAGAUGGCAGAGCAGCUUGGGAUGAAACUUCCCCCUGGUCGAGGGCUUCUUUCCCAGAGUGCCAAUGAUGAUGGAGCCAGCUCAGCAUCCUCAUCUUCGCAGUCAGAGACCCCCGAGCCAGUGGAAGCCACUAGCCCCGGGAUUCUCCCUCAGGAUAACUCUCUGGAACGCUCCUUUUUUAUCAGGAUGAAAUCCACUCUGACCAAGAGAGGGGUGCACAUCAAAUCCUCGGGGUACAAGGUUAUCCACGUCACUGGGCGUCUUCGUCUCCGUGUGUCCCUGUCCCAUGGAAGGUCGGGGGCUGGGCAAGUGAUGGGUCUGGUUGUGGUGGCCCAUGCCCUCCCGCCCCCAACUAUCAAUGAAGUUCGAAUCGACUGCCACAUGUUUGUAACUCGUGUCAACCUGGACCUCAAUAUUAUAUACUGUGAAAAUAGGAUCAGUGAUUACAUGGACCUCAAUGCUGUGGAUCUAAUGGGUAAAAGAUGCUAUCACUUUAUCCAUGCUGAGGAUGUGGAGGGCAUCAGGCACAGCCAUCUUGACUUGCUAAACAAGGGCCAGUGCGUCACCAAGUAUUACCGCUGGAUGCAGAAGAACGGGGGCUAUAUCUGGGUCCAGUCCUGUGCCACUAUCUCUAUAAAUGCCAAGAAUGCCACCGAGAGAAACAUCAUCUGGGUCAACUAUAUUCUUAGUUUGCAAGAAUACAAGGACAUCCCCAUGGAUAUCGCCCAGCUUCCGCACUUACCUGAGAAGACAUCGGAAUCCUCUGAGACAUCUGACUCUGAUUCGGACUCCAAGGAUAACUCAGAAGACAAUGAAAAUCCAAAGUCAGAUGGAAAGGGAAAUCACUCAGAGCAGAGCGAAGAUCAUGAACCAGACCACAAGCAGCCGGGGCCCCACUCUGAUCCAGAUAUGAACUGUGACGAAGAAGGGAACAGCUCCAGCGAUGCCUGCAGCGAGGAGAGUGAAGAAAGUGAAGACUGUGAAUUGAGGAAGGCAGAGGAGGUGAUGGAGCAAGGGGGUUUGAGUGCCCUCGGAGGUAUUGGUGCCCUGGAUGCAUUAGGCCCAAUGCACAUAAAGGUGGAGCGUUAUGCAGAGAGUGAGACAGACAUGCGUGGGCCAGAUUCAUUGAGCUCAGACAGUGCCAAGGACUCUGAGAGUGGAGACGAGGAUGAAGAUGACAGUGGAGUUCGAGUAGCAGGGGUGCUAAACCGUCACCAGAGGAGGAAAAGAAGGAGACGAAAGGGGGCAGGACCAUGUGGAGGACGCAGGAGGAGAUUGUCUGGAGGAUCUAGCCCAGGUGCCAUAGAGAGCUCAUUGGGGGACCCUCCUAGGCUUCUCCCCUCCACCCCUCCUCCCACAGGAGCCUGCUCCUCUUCCUCUGUACUUAAGAUCAAAACAGAAAUGUCAGAGCCCAUCAACUUUGACAAUGACAGUAGCAUCUGGAACUUUCCUCCAAACAGGGAAAUCUCCCGCAAUGAGUCUCCCUACAGUAUGACCAAGCCUCCCACAGGAGGUGAGCACUUCUCCCCCUCCCCAUCCUCCUCAGCUGCCCCCCCAGCCCUUCAUGUUUCCAUCCCGGACUCUGUCCUCACGCCCCCAGGUGGGGCAGAAGGAGCUGGACGCAACAAACCGCAAUUUGCUGGAUUGGCUACUGUCAGUUCAGACCCCCUUUCCCCUCCUCUCUCUGCCUCCCCCCGGGAAAAGCCACCUCAGACCAGUGGCCCAUCUAACUCUCUUCUGUAUGCAGGGGAGCUAGAAGCUCUGCAGAGGCUUCAGGCAGGAAAUGUGGUUUUGCCCCUUGUGCAUCGCGUGGCAGGGACAUUGGCAGCCACUGGAAGCAGUGGGCAGAGGGUAUAUACCACAGGCACCAUUCGUUAUGCCCCUGCAGAGGUAACGCUGGGCAACCUCCUUCCAAAUACUCACCCUGUGAACUUUGUGGAUGUGAAUGGCCCAGGAUUUGGACUGGACCCCAAAACCCCAAUGGAGAUGCUCUACCACCAUGUGCACCGAUUAAAUAUGUCUGGCCCGUUUGGAGGAGCUGUGACAGGAGCUGGUCUUACCCAAGUGCCAGCUGCUAGUGUCUUCACAACAGCAGAGGGAAUCUUCUCAUCUCUCCCCUUCCCUGUGUACAGCAAUGGCAUCCAUGCAGCACAGACUCUAGAACGUAAAGAGGACUGAGGGAACGAAGGAAAAUGUGAAUGAGAGACAGAGAGGAGGAAGAGGAGGAGUAGAAAGAAAGGACAGACUGCAGAGAGAGUGGAGAAAGACCUUCUAAACUAACUGCAGAAUGUAGGUUGUUAUGUAGAGGGGUUUGGGGCAGCUAAAUCUGGCCCCUCCAUGUCUCCUCCUUUGCUGCCUAUUCCAAAGCCGUAAGGGGAGGUGGUGUGUAUGAGCCAGUGUGAUAUGGUAUUGCUCUCCCUACAGCAGUCUGGGACCAGUAGCCCCGUCUUCCGCACCACACACAAACAAUAACAGGGCUGCACAAAGCAUUGACUCCCAUUAGGCCACUUCCAUCGGCUUUGGUUUAGUUAGCAGGUGCCUCUCCAGGGGACCGCCGGCACUGUGCCCGUUGCCCCAUCCUUUUGUAAAGGGGGCAGCGGCUGUGUUCUGAUCCUUUACAACAUAAAAUAUUCCAGCACUUUGACUCACACCUAGAAUCCCCCCUAAAACCCUGGAAUAGAUACUUCAUGACUCUACUGUCUUAGUUCCCACCAGACAUACUGGAACAUGGCUUCCUUUUCUCUCUCUCUCUCUUUUUUUUCCCACUUUUUUAUAUUAUAGAUUAUUAUUUUUCUCAUUAUUUUGGGACAUCUCCCUGUCUGCUGCUGGAGCGUUUUAUCAAUUAACUCCUUAGGCGCCAGAAAGGCAAGAGUGCCUGCUAUUCUGGCCCAUUAAGGGUUAUUAGUGCUUGCACUACAGGUCCUGGGAAACAUGGCGUGAACCCUUCCCAUGCCAAAGGGGUUCCUAAUGGUAUUAACAGGCACCAAGUAAGCUGUGUAUUGAUGUACCAAGAUGCCUUGCCAUGGAAGAAUGUGUGUGCUUGCUUUGUAUUAUAUAGAAGUCUAGGGGGCCUAUUUAUUAUGCUGUGUAAAAACAGUGACAUAAUUCACCAUCACCAGGAUUCGCCAUGUCAAAAAAACACCGCAAUUUAUUUACGCAUUUUUUUCUUAGACUGGAACCUCCAUACAAUAGCUGUGUCAAAUCUGGCGUUCAGACAGGGAAUUUCCCACUUAUCUUACACAGCUUUCUACGAUGUUUUUUUGUCGAAUUUCCUUUUACACAGCAUAAUAAAUAGGCACCUAUAUGUGUAUGUAUACAUACAUAUGUACAGCUGUGUGUAUGUGUGUGUCUAUACAUAUAUGAAAUGCACACAGUCACAGACUUUGUCACAUGCAGGAAAGAGACCUUUCCUCCCCAGGCACAUCCACCCAGUGUCUGGUUCAAAACUCAUUUCCCACAAUCCUCAGUAUGUAGAUAAGGUCACAUUUUUCCUCGUUUACACCUUCUUCCUGGUCACUAGAAAGCUUGCCUCCACAGAGAGCUAGGGCUAAUGAGAAUCCAUAUUUGCAGUGUACUGGGAGCUCCCAAGGUGCCCCUUUGCCCCCGCCGGGCUCUGUAAUAUCACUGCUGAGCUGUCGCCAAAUAACGUGUGUUUCAGAUUCUAGUUGUGGCCUAGAUAGUAGUGGCUGUAAUUGGUCAUCACCCUUUUAAUAACGUGACUUUAACUCCCUUUUUUCUGCCAGCAGGGCUAGCAAAUCAGAUCUUUCAGGGAUUAGGUUUAACUGUUUUUAUGAUAUGAAAGGCAAACAUGGACACUGAUAUGGCAGGUAAUGCUGCUGAUAGGUUCCUCUUGCACUGGCAGUUCAUUUUAAUCACCACAAGGAAGCUGUAUGAGAAUGAGCACAUAUGGAUGCUUAAGGGCUUUUCUGACUUACAGUCCUGGACCAGAGAACUGAAGGGGUUAAGUUAAGCUGGCCAUACACAGGUGGAUAUAACCUGCCUGUUCGCCCCCCCUCCCAUGAGACCGCAGCUCUGUUGCCUUCAUGAUGGCCUGACUGACCAAUAUCUAGCUGGUCCAAAAACAAGGACCUCAUCAACCAGUUAAUGCCAUUCUCUUCAGAUACAACGACUUUUGGCCUGGCUAGACAUUCAGAUUAGCCCAACACAUUGGCGGCCCAAGUCUGCUCUCCAAACAAGCAGAUCUUUACAUUUAUGCCCAGCUUUCAUGGAAAAGGUUUGAGGGAACAGCUAUGGAACCUGAAGAAAGUAGGCAAAAUGGUUUGGGAAGGUCCUCCCAGCAGCUUCUUUGUUUAGGAGUCCUGUGUCCUGUACUAAAGGGACCACCUUAACUUGGGAGGAAACUCCAGCUAGAGGCUCCCAGGCCCACCCUUGUAGAUAGGAAACGUAGAGCCCUGGCUUGUCCCAGCGUGAAAGGGAAUUCUUGCAGGAAUGAUUCAGCUCCCCCGGUCCUUUCAGUUUGUAGGCAAACACAAUGGGUACCGGCCAAGGUCUCAUGAGACAACGUUGCUUGCAUGGCCUAUAGAUUACUUAACCCCUUUUGUGCUCCAGUCCCUAGGGCAGUUCUCAUUCCAUGGCCAGGGUGUCUGUCAGUGCAGAAUAGCAGGGACAGGAGGCAGUAUAUGAGCGAAGGUGUCAGUACUUGCACAGACCACUUUACUAACCCCUCAUGUUUUCCUGUUACAUGUUGUGUGUAAUGCCCUGCCCUGUCUUUAUCUUGUCCUUAACUGAGGGGCUGUGAGCUGGUUUCUUUAUGCUUUAUCUUCCAUGUUUUUCCUCAGGCUUCUGUAUCAUUCCGACUCUCCUUCCGACGCACUUUGCCAGGCCGUCUAGAUGGGGGCUGACCCUCCUAGAUGGACCUGUAAAGCCACCACUUUCCUACCAAUAAACAUAACGGGUUUUGCUCUCAUCCCUUGGGUAAGAACAGUUCCAAAUUAGAAUAAAGGAGCAGGAGGAGAGAAAUAGAGACAAACUAAGCUGAGAAAAUAGCAGAAGGCGAAUAAUAUUCUCAGCUCCUAGGGAGAAAUUGUGACUUUCAAAUGGGGGUGGGGUGGGGGUAAUAAUGGUUUUUAUGUCCUACUUCCAGUCUGUUUCGGCAGCUUAUCUGUGAAACAUCCAAUACCAGGUGUGAGAUUAUGAAACGUGUUGCUUCGUGUAUAAGAUUAAAAAACAAAAAUAAGAAAAAAACUGAAAAUGUUUAAAAACAAAAAAAAAAGAAGAAGAGGAAGAAGAAGAGGACAAUUUCCGGGUGUCUUUUAGCUGUCUCAUUCCAAUUUCAACGUGUGUUACAAUAUGCAGUAUAUUCUAAGCUAACGUGAGUGUUUCUAUCUGUCGUCCUUCUCUGUGCUUUUAAACUGUAGUCUGGGUCUGUCAUGUUCCUUACUCCCUGUGUGUCAGUGAAUCAGUGGUACAUGGGGGCUUGUGGAUGUUUGUAUAGUGCCAAUGCUGCUUUCACUGUUAGUACACCCUAUGGGUAUCUUUGCAAUUACUUUGUUUUCAUUCUUUGCUGUCGCUUUUACUGUCGUGGAAUUCAGUACUCUGUCCUAAUUACUGUUCUGUACUUUUUAACUCUGUCCUGUUGUCUGUCAUUCCCAUCACAAGCCAAUAAGACAUAUAUUUUCCAAAAUGGCAGCCUGCGUUUGGAGCCUGCGUCCCAGCAGGUCCUAUCUCUGGGCAGGGCCACUGUUUCUCUAAUGUUCUGUGGAGGGGGGGGGGGGGGUAUGUUUAGACAGCACCCCUCCUCUACUGUCCUCCUCUCACCACUGUCGCUAGGUGUGCAGGCUUCCCUGCGGGCUCUGGCAAAAGACUGAAAGCCAUUAAAGGAUAAUUUAUAAUGGAACAACCCAAACCUACAUUAACAAUAGGGGGUUUCCAGUCCUGUAAGGUGUUCUUCUCUAUCUGCCCCAACCAUUUCUGACUAUGUCCUACAACUAGAUUCUCUUUAUAUCCUCUAUAUUUUGGGUGCCUUAUUGCCAUCCAGGCAUUGCCUGAUGUUUUCAUUAGAUGAAUACGGUAUGUGCCAAGUCGCCAGCCUUUGCUUCGCUGGUCUUCCCCACCAAUCCAGAAAGUAGCCCAACAGCCAAGAAUUCUCUUGAGAGAAACCUAAGACCAGAAGUUGUGUUGGACCUCAGUGUCAGUACUGGGAGGCCAAUGGGACGAUUCAUGUGCAGCCUCUUGUCCUUGAUUUCCCCAAAUCAUCUCCUGCUAAAAUAACCCAUUUAUCAGAGUGAAGUGGACAUUUGUUUUGUGGGUUCUGAACACAUAAUAGCCAUGUUUAGGGUUGGGCCGGCCUCCUGGGUACCAGGAUCUCUUAUUUCCAUUAGCCCUUUCUAAUUUCUGCCUAAAACCCUAUACUAUGGGGGGCUGCCUCCAUGUCAUUGUUGUCGGAUUCUUCGGUGGGUUGUAGUGCCAACCCUGUGCCACGUUAUACACUGUGCUCUCUCUGAGCCUGAGGGCAACAUCAAGGUGAUCCAUCCCCAACACUCCAAUCUUCUCACCUUUGUAAUGCAGAAACCCUUCUGUCUGUAGAGAGGGGAACACUGGGUCCAACCAUGGCAGCUCUAGCAAGAAAUGGCUUCCAGCCUUUGGUGGCUUUCAGUCUCUGUCAGAUCUAUCUCCAAUCUAAAACCAGGAGAACCUUCUAGAAGCAGAUGUGAGCCGCCCCCAAUCUCCAUGCAGCUGCAAACACUGAAAUCUCUAAAUUCCACUUCCAAGGUUUACGUUUGACUCUUUGUCUUCCAUCUUUGUUUAGUUUUCUUUUUUGUUUUGUUUUUUUAUUUUAUUAUUUUUUUUUUUAAAUCGUGUUUGUGUUGUGUCGAAAGAUUAAAAAAAAAAUAAUAUUAAUAAUAAUAAUAAACUAUUGAAGAUUUCUGGUUAUUUCAACUGAGCGAAUUUAACAGCUGCUUUCGAAAUAAAAAUUGUGUGACAAUUUGCAAAAAUGAUGAAAAAAAAAAACAAAAAAAGCAAUUUGUCAUUUUUUUUUUCUUUUUCUAUGUGUGACGGGCGUGUCUGUGUUUUUAACUUUCCUGUAAAUGAAUGAAACUUUAUGAGGUUGGUGCCACUUCUGCCUGAAUAGAGGGGGGGCGGCUAGGGAACCAGGUGGCAUUGGACCUGCCCAUCCAGCAGUGCUACCAACGGAAACGUUUAAGAAAUAUAUAUAUAUAUUAAAAACGUUUAAAAACAAGAAACAAAAGACAAAGCUAUAGUUCUGGGUACGUUUCCUUGUGUUUCUUACAGACUAACUCAGUUUUAACUCUACGUGCCUCAUCUGUUGUAUAAAAGAGUAAGAGAAACAUUAUUUUUCCAUUAACCAUCAUUUAAUACGGUGCAAAAACAAAAAACAGGAAAAUUAAAAAAAAAAAAAAAAGCAAAAACUGUACAUAAUUUCAUUUUUUUUAAAACAAGGUUCUUUUUUAUACUUUUCUAGGCCUGCGCUCACACCAUACAUGCUGUCUUUUAUGUAAAUUAAUUUCUUGAUUCAUCCGGCAGGAAUCAUUUUCAUAAUAAACUUUACAUUUUGGAUUUGUUUGCA
Messenger RNA from Xenopus tropicalis (tropical clawed frog), 8501 nucleotides. It is a transcript of the gene npas3, whose product is annotated as neuronal PAS domain protein 3. Gene Ontology annotation, biological process: regulation of DNA-templated transcription. Gene Ontology annotation, cellular component: nucleus. Bases 281 to 3130 code for a protein of 949 amino acids. Gene Ontology annotation, molecular function: protein dimerization activity. The record is from RefSeq and is a predicted model, not a curated record. The transcript has 12 exons. Lineage: Eukaryota; Metazoa; Chordata; Amphibia; Anura; Pipidae.